This is a messenger RNA of Doryrhamphus excisus (bluestripe pipefish), 8908 nucleotides long. The record is from RefSeq and is a predicted model, not a curated record. NCBI's taxonomy places the organism in Eukaryota, Metazoa, Chordata, Actinopteri, Syngnathiformes, Syngnathidae.
AGCUGGAGUUUCCUUCUACUAUCCAGCAGAACCUAAAAACGAUGAGCCAAACCAGUGGUGGAGAGGCUGGACUUCCUUCAGCUGCUUUAGAUUCUGAACAAAGCAGCUACCUGGACCACCAAAACCACUUACACAGAAAGAUAAAGUGCACAAACAAAUAUGAGGACAACUACUAGAAAAUAGAUGACUCUCAACUUGCACAGAUUCAGUCCCUGUGCCACCAUUGAAAAGAUGACUUUGAAAUGGAAGUUUUUAUAGGUAGAGUUGCCAAGAAAGACUAAUAAAAGGAAAAGCAAGAACAAUAGACAACAUUCCUUAGUCUAGCCUGAUACUCCAGUGAAUAUGAUUGCCACAUUAAAACAACAGUAUUUGACUGAAUGAAUGUAUUUGAUGAGUUUAGUACAUUCUUUCUUGUGCUCAUGAACAGGAUGAAUGCUAAAAAGUGGAUGGUGGCUUCUUAACCCAUCUGACCAGUUGUUGCUGUUGUUGCUCUCUGACACUUGUCCCUAUUUUCUAGUUUAAGUGAUGCUUUGUUGACAUUUCUCAUGUCUUUGUUGACAUUUUUGGCUGUGAUGUUUUUUUUACUGUGCCUCUGUCUCUGACUUUGUCUCUCCAUUAACAGUUUGCUACGUUUGCAAAGUAAUAAAUCCCAAAACAGUCCAUAAUGCCAGGUCCAAUUUGACUUUGUUUAUAGUCUGCAAGUUAACCCCACUCUUCCCCACUAUUCAUACAUCUCAUUGUGCUUUCUAAAUUACAGUGUGCCGGCAUGCUGGAGCAACAUUUUUUUUUGUAUAAACAAAACCAUUGUUUUAUUUUUCCAUAAAAAAAUCUGACAACAAUUUUACUGUUCAGCCCCUAUUGCUCAUUCGCUGUCUCAUUUUUAUUCCAGGAAGUUCCCUCUGAAGCAGGGAGUGUCUGCAUAUAAAAUGGUCUGCAGUUCUCUGCUUCAUAGGUCAGAAGCUUGUUUAUUUUGUCUCUGUGGCUCCAAUCCCAACCAGUUUUUGACCUUAACAGCAAAACACAAAAAUUAACCAAAAUAUAAGCUCCCAUAACUGGCAUGCACCACUGUGCACAUUUUGACUGCAUUUAUUUUACGCUGUCAACUUUUAGAGAUUUUAUUCUAUGUUACUUUUUCACCCUUUUUUAGUAAAAAAAAAAACCCAAAAACAAUGCUUUAUUUUUUUGUACACACCUAAAUAUCAUCAGCACUGCUGAUACUGUGUUGUAUGAUGGUUUGCAAUUUUCAUGCCCUUCACUUAGGCAAAAACCCGGAUGGUGAUACUGUCACUGAGGGUGGCGGAGUUGGAGGGAAUGCAAGCGUAAUUGCAUACUAUCAUGCUCAGUUGUAGUACUCUAGCAAAGUAGAAAGAUUUUUAAACUUGGAAUGCAAUUACAAUUUUAGAAAAUAGAACAUAUUAUGCUCCAUUUACUAUUUUUAUCUAAAAUCUCCUAAACUAAAUCACUUCGAUAACAAGACUUCUACAUGAGCAGAGAGAAAAUAGUUAUUUUAUGCAGGCACUUCUUAUGGGUACUGCAGGUGGACAUGCUUCUCUAAUCAUUCACGACACUGUAGAGUUGGGCUUGAGAUUUAAGAACAACUCAGUACUCAGUUCAGUUAUCGCCCCAAACACAAGUCCAAGUCGUUCUUAAAAUUAAUGAUGUCAUCCAGUUGAUAGAAGCAUUCGCCAUGCACAUAGCACAAGAGCCAUGAAAAUGGGAAACAUUUCAAGGUGUUGAACAAAAGAUACAAACAAAAGUUUAAGACUCCACAAAUAUUAACAUCUGUAGGAUUUGAAUUUCACUAUUUGAGAUAUUGACUUUUCAAUUAUUUGCACUGUAGAUGGCAUGUCCUCCUCUAUGACCAUGGAUGGCCCCCGCAGUGCUUUUUCCACCUCUUCUAGCUCUACCAAGCAUUGCAGUUCUUCAACCCCUGACCAGGACCCAGUUCACAGUGGCAAUGCUGACACAGAGGACAGCAGGAGAUGCAGGACAAUAUCAGAGAUUCUUGGUGCCGAAGGCGGGAGUAGUAACAGCAACGGCGGUGGUCAUUGCUUGGCCACGAAUGAGGCUGGAGGAGAGAGAGGAGCGGCAACCCAGGAGGACCAGCCAUAUCUGCAUAUGAUGCCACCGAAGCGUCGCACUGAAUUGAACAUCUCUCCGCCUCCGCAAGAUCUACUUAGUGAUAGUCGCAUGUCCUGUCAAGCAGAAUCAACGUUGGACCCCGAGCACAGCAACAACAUCUGGAUGGAUGACUCUCUCUCCAACUUCAGUAUCAUGAGCACAACCUCUUACAAUGACAACACAGAAGUGCCACGAAAGUCACGUAAACGUACCCCACGACAAAGGCCGGGGCCCAAGUCUAUACCUGCCAGCGAAGCUAGCAUGGAUAUUUUUGAUGCUGACAGCGCCAAAGGCCCACACUUCGUUCUUUCCCAGCUAGGCACUGACAACAAGUCUGGACAAAAAGGAAGUUCACAAGAAGCUCUUCAGACACCUCGUCAGAAAGCUGGAGUUCUGUCAAUGCAGUACCCACCCAAAAGUGAAGGGAAGGAGCUGAAGAUCCUCAUUCAGCCCGAGUCUCAGCACCGGGCUCGCUAUCUGACCGAAGGCAGUAGAGGGUCUGUGAAGGACCGCACGCAGCAGGGCUUCCCUACCAUAAAGCUGGAGGGUGUGAAUGACCAUGUGGUUUUGCAAGUGUUUGUGGGAAAUGAUGCUGGACGUGUGAAACCUCAUGGAUUUUACCAAGCUUGCCGUGUGACUGGCCGCAACACCACAGCCUGCAAGGAGGUGGAUAUUGGGGGAACGACUGUCAUUGAAGUCCCCUUGGAUCCAAGUACCAACAUGACCUUAGCUGUGGAUUGUGUUGGAAUCUUGAAGCUCAGAAAUGCUGAUGUGGAGGCUCGCAUUGGGGUGGCUGGGUCUAAAAAGAAAAGUACACGUGCGAGGCUAGUGUUUCGGGUCAACAUCCCACGUCAAGAUGGCUCAGUGCUCACACUUCAAACACCAUCAUCUUCAAUCCUUUGCACCCAGCCAGCAGGCGUACCUGAGAUUCUGAAGAAGUCACUGCACAGCUGUUCAGUGAGGGGUGGAGAGGAGGUCUUCAUCAUUGGCAAAAACUUUCUCAAAGAUGCCAAAGUCAUAUUUCAAGAAAAUAUCUCUGAUGAAAAAUCCUGGAAGGAAGAGGCUGAAAUUGACAUGGAGUUGUUUCACCAGAAUCAUUUGAUAGUGAAGGUUCCACCAUACCAAAACCAAGCCAUCACAUCUGCGGUGUGCGUGGGUAUAUACGUGGUCACCAAUGCUGGAAGAUCCCAUGAUGUUCAGCCAUUUACGUACAACCCAGAUUCAGCAAAUACGGAAAUUUUUGUGAAGAAAGAGAUUCCCUCUCCAGUGAAGUGUUCCUUUGAUGACCAAGUUCUAAAUACUACCUUGAUGCCUCCGCUGUUGCCUCAAGUAAAGAAAGAAGAUGUGACUCCAAUGGAGGUCACCAACAACCUGCAAUCCUCUGGGGUGUUCAAGCGGCAGACUCUGGACCUGUGUCCAGUGCAGCAGAACCCAGAUAGGCCUCCCGGCCAUCAGAAUAAGAACAGAGAAUUUACCAACACAAUGAUCCAGCCUUCAGGCGAUUCUGACAAAAGCCAGGCCCCUGUUUUUUCCAAUACAGAGCCCUUAAAUGCAAUCCAGAAGCAGGAGCAGGCCACCAGCUCUUUCUCUGUGCCUGCAGACUCGAUACUCCUGCAAGGAUCCUCGCAGUUCCUCAUAGAGCCAAUAGUGGGUCUUGGGCCGGAGAGCCAAGUCAGCAGUUCAGGGUCUGUGGGGGGGCUAUGUGGUGAUCCAGCGCCUCAACAGCAGCAAAUGUCUAUGUUCCCUUCAGAUAGAGUGGCGCAGUUAGGGGAAGCGGUUAGGCAGCUUAAGCCUCAAGGAUUUUGUAAUUUGCCACUUCAGAAGAACAACUCAAUGACCAACCAACAACAACAACACAUUCAGCAUCAACAGAUACAAAACCAGCAAAUUCAACAGCAACGGCAGCAAAUUCAGCAUCAACAACAGCAUAUUCAGCAGCAGCAGCAGGCUCUGGAGACUCUACAACAGCAGAUAAUUCAGAUCCAGCAUAUGAGUGUGGAACAGCAGAGCUCCUCGCCAGGUGUUGUGCCAAACCAAGGAUCUCUUUUCCAGCAGACUCAGCAGCAGCAGCAGCAACAACAACAACAUGCAACUCUCUUUCAGCAGACCAAUGAACUACUUCCUAUUCAGACUAACUUCCUCCAGCAGACACCCUCACAGCCCUCACCUCCAGCGUUCCACAAUCCCAAUCCUUUGGCUAAAACCCAAGAUUCACAGGGGGGUCUGUUUCACAGCCAGAAACCCUCUCACACUCAAGAGCAGGUGCAGGCUGCACUUUUCCAAAACAACAUGACAGUGCUACAGUCCCCAGACCAGCAGGCCUCGCCCCCAAGUCUUUUCCUUCCCCAGUCAUCUCUUUCAUCUCAGCUUACAAAUAGUGGCAGCCAGCAGCAGCAGCAGCAACUGGCCUUCCUCAACGCUCUGCAGACGCCUGCACCCGAGCAACAAACAGUAUUUCAGGCUCCAAGCCAGCUCUCUCCCAUUCAGCAAGGUGUGCCAAUGGACCAACAGCAGCCUUCCCGGACGCAACCCCUCUCCCAAACAACUCAGCAGCAAUCUGUGUUUCAGAACAUCUCUCAGCAUCCGGCUGCAAACACACUAUCUGCAGGUCCGCAGCAACAACCCCAGGCUGGUCUACUAUUCUGCAACCCGCUGUCCACUACAGACCAGGCAUCCAGUAUCCUGUUCAGCAGUCAGGGGCAGAUUCCUCCAUUGACCAGCAGCAGUGUAGUUUCCCCAGAGCCCCAGAACCCUUCUCUGCUUUUCUCUCAAGCCGGCAUGGGAACAGGAAAUCAGCAAGACCGCUCUGAGCCCAUGGCCUUAAGUAACCCCAAUAAUACACACCAACAAGUGCUGUUUCAGGAUCAGCAACCAAUGCAGCUUGGACCAACAAUCAGCAAUAGGCAAGAGCAAUCUGUGGGACUUUUCAUGGCUCAGCCAAACAUGACUUCCCUGCAGGGCGGACUGGUUGUUCAGGAGCUCACACAGUCAGGAAUGUAUGGCUCGCAGAAUGGUGUGGCAAACCUCCAGACGACCACCUCUUCACCUGUCCAGCAGCCGGGGACGCUGUUUCAGUCUACAGUCAGUGGGACCAUCAACCAGCCCAGCCAGCCUACACAACCUGAACUCUUCCUUUUUGGAAUUCCAAACGAAUGUGGUCAUCUGAUGAAUGCAUCAGGAAACACGUUGUCGGAUCAGAUCAUAGCCAUCAGCCAGUCUGGCCAGAACCAAAGAGAGAGCGAGGCCCGGCUUCAGUCGCUCCUCAGCCAGUCGUUGUCACAGUCGGUGACAGGGCAGAGCAGCAUGAACGCCUCCCAGAACAUGGAGAAGAUUGAUGACCUGCUGGUCAGCUGCUUGCAAGAGCCGGGCAGCAGCUUAACUCGUUCAUACUAAUUAUAUAUUUCAUUAUUAUUAUAUUAUCAAAUGUAAAUGAAGAGUCAAAUUGUUUUUAUAUAUAAAGAUUUAUUGGAAGCUUUUUUUGUCUGAGCAAUGGAAUGGUCUUCUGACCAAUUAACAUUGGAUUUGGUUUUUGAAGAAACACUGACUUUAAAGCAUUAUUUGCCAAACAGAAACGUCUCCUUGUUAGCACCUUAAGGUGAACUAGAUCUGAGUGUUCUGAGUUGGAUUUUGUAAUGAAAGUAUUGCUUAAAAGGGGUGUCACGAGACACCCGGUUCACAUGACGAGAUGAUACCCAUGAUUGGGUCUACAAGACGAUACAACAUUUACUUGUAAGAAAAGUUUACUUUUAAGAAAAGUACAAUGAAAACAUUUUUAAAAAUCCAAUCUACUAAUAUUUCUACUCCGUUACACUCUUCUGCACUCUAUUUGUAUGCUCCUCCAUCGACAUAGACUGUAUGACUGACAAAGGGCAUACUCCGUUCUUGCUGUUGUUCGAUGGAACAAACACGCCAAAGGUGCUGAAACCAGAAUGAACUCUUUUCCUGCCUGUUUGGGGGCGGAUUAGGAAAACACACACAUGCGCAUGGCAAUGUACAGUAUGUUCAUUUUCAUUUAUCCUGUAAUGAAUUCACUUAUUUAUUAUCAUACCAGGCCUCGUGCCAAUCUUGUCAUGUUUCAAUAUCGUGAGAUCUUGUGACACCCCUAUUGCUUAAUGAACUAAUUGUGUUCUUGAAGGUGUGUAGAUGUGACCCUAAAAUCAUCCUAUACUCCUCUCUUUGUUUCCAGGAGUUAUGGGAGUGUAUGGCAGUAAAAGACUGGAGAAUGAUGAACAUGUUGGUAGUAUGGUUUGAAAAUAGCACAGAAAGUUUACCAAGAGAAGGAGAAGAGCAAAGAAUUAAAUGAUAUAGACCAAUGUUGACGAAUGGUGAGUUCAGAGCAUGACUUGAGACAAAAAUGCGUUUUUUAAAAUGUGUUAUUUUGGCACAGAUUUGUGAUAUACUGUAACAAACUAUAAUUUAACUUUCCCCACUUGGUUUUGUCUCAUUCAUUUGCUAGCCAAACUAUCCCAUAUCCCAAAAUGUUCAACUAACUGAGGAAUAUUUUAAACGAAUGUGUCAAAGUAGUAACAUUUUUAUGAGAUUGCAUAUACUACAAAUAAUAGAACGUCAAGUACUUUAAUAUCGUGUCAAACUGUAAUAGUGAUAGAAUCACUCAGCGUCAGGUACGCAUAACCUAGAAUUGUAGUAUUCCUAUGGUUCAGAAACUUGCCUAUUCCAGGAAGGAAUGUUUUCCGUGCUGUUUCUGCUCACAAGAUUUUGAGAAUGUAUGCUUUUAAGAAUUUUGACUGUGGGUGCAGCUUUUUGUAUUCCGAGAUAUCUUUGCAAUUUGCCUGGGAAUCGCACAAGCUUGUGCCUGAGAUGAGACCCACCUAACCAACGAUGGGUGGCCUGUUUUCUGGCCAGAUAUACUAAAGUAUAUAAAGCUGUCCUUGUGCCAGCCAAUUUAUUUUCAACACUGAGCUUUAGGACUCAAUCAUGGCUCCUUCACACCACAGGAAUAGAGCUGGAUCUAUGCAUGUUCAGGUGCUCACAUACAGUAUAGGCUCCCUUUCAUAUUUCCAAUUGGCCAGAGGUCUGUUCAUUAAUCCUUUCUUAAUGUACUGUAACUAGCCAAUGUUAACACUAAAAUGUCUAUAUUAACAGUCUACUUCAUUCAUUCUUGGAGAAUCGACUAGUGUUGGCUUGUUUUGUGUAAAUCCUGAUGAUGGGCCAGUUUUAUGGCUUUCUUUUUUUCUAUCUUGCCAUUUAAUACAUAUAAAAAAAUAUCUCCCAUCAAAUACCAAGGUCCUUCUCUCUUUUUAUUCCUGCUCCAAUGUUUUUUUUCAUAUUUGUGUGAACAAUUAAGGGGCUGGUCUCUGACAAAAUACUCAUGGCAGUACAGUAUCUCAAAUUUCUUGUUUUUGUGUGCACUGUUUGUAAGAAAUGCAGCCUAGCGUGGUUACAAGUACUCACUUUGUGUGAUGUAUAUGUGUAACUUUGACUACUGUGACUCAUGGUGUGUUAUAUUCAUUUGGGCAGAGUUGAGUGUUCAGUGGAACACCUGACAGCUACAGUAUGUACAGUAUGUCAUUGGCUCUUGUGAAUGUGAAGAACUAAGGUUGCCAGUGUUGAAUAUUUAUGAUUGUGUUUGUUUUUGUUUCUCCAGAAAGUCUGAGUCUUCUGAAGCAUACAGUAUAUAAUUUAUUUGUGUCACUCUCAAUACUCUCUGUAGUUGUGUUUGUAUUUGUGACCGGUCCCUUUGGUGUGUAUUAGUGAUGCAAUAUGACAGAGAAAAGUGCCUUUUCUUCCAAAUAAUAACACAUAUUGUACAUUGCUGCAUCCAAGUAAAUUCUGGUGAUUUAAGUAGGUAAUUUAAUGUAAAACUUUUUCAAUCAAUUAUAACUGGACUUGCUGGCACUGUGAUGUCUUUUCAAAGAGGAACUUUCAGUAUUAUAACUUUUACACAGAUAGGGGUCAGUGUAGCAAGAGUACUCAAUGUGAUUGGUUUCUUUCAAUAGAACAAGGUGUUUAAUAGGAAUAGACAGAUUUGUCUUUGUUUUGUCUAACAGCGAACUUUCUCUGCUAGUAAAAAUGAGUUCUCAAUAACUAAGUUGCAAGCCAAGUGAUGUUUAAUGUGCUAAUAAUGUUCUACCGCAAAGAUCAGAUAAAUAUGGUCAUUGUGUUGUGCAAUUUUCAUCCUGAAUCUAACCUAUUUGUACUCAUGUAUACAGUGCAUUUAUGUCAAACCUCAUGGAUGCACAUAUUUUCUGAAACUGCUAUGCAGCUACAUAUACUGUAAAUGUAGAUUCGUUAGUUUUUGACGAUGUAUUUUUCUAUAUAGCCGCUUUUAAUAUUACAAGGUAACCAAAGUUUUUCAUUCCAUUAUUUAUGCUUGAUGUCUGAACUGGGAAAUUUCCAACACAUUUCUAUUCUCUUCUUGCGUGUAUGUUUUUAUGUGCAUGUUUGCAUUCUAUUUAGGCUCUGUGUUUACCAGACUAGUGGUGUUUGAUCUCUUUUGAUUGCUCUCAGGGCUUUAGGUAAUGGGACCAGGAAAAUAAAUCAGUGCACACUGGAUUCAAUCGCAUUUCAUUUUUAAUUCUUAGGGGGCAAAGCAGGAUAUGUUGUUUGGUAAUUAACAAUGUCUUUUUCUUCACAUAUCUUUGACAAAUUUAAAGUCUCCCAACACAAUGUAAGCACUCCCGCCCCCCCCAGUUCACCAACGUGUUUUAAGGAAAUAGAUUUUGUUUUCAAACUAUGUGAACAACUAUUAAAUGACGGCUUAAAAAUUGUUCAGCUUUUGUUGGGAUUAUUUUUACUGUAAAUUUAUCUAAUCUGUAUUAAACAUAUA